AUGACCUCACGAGACCACCAACAACAAUCACAGGGUCACGCCCGAACGCCGUCAGUUAAUACCAAUAACCCCUUUAGACGCCGCGCUGCUGGGGGCUCUACAUCCGCGCCGCUCACGGUGACAGUCCCGGUUGCGGCGGGGGUUUUUGAUGAGUGGGAUAAGGAGCCGGAAGUAACAUCGUCUAUACCGACGACGACAGAGCCAUAUCGAUUUCCCUCUGCCGCAGCGCAAGGUACAGCAGAUGGCCAUCCCGUUCGAUCCAACGCCCCGCCUGCUCCUCCUCCUCCUCCUCCUCCUCCUUCAUCGAGUUUCCGCAAGGAAGGAAAGGUCGUGAAGAAGGUUAGGGUGCAGUCACCGCCGCCUUCGUCGCGUGAGGAUUCGGAGGGGGAGGAUGCAGGGCCGAGCGAGGGACAUAAAUCACAAGGGAGGAAUGUAACAUUGGACGAAAGGGGAGAGGAAGAUCCAUUCGAAUCUGCGGACAACGAAGGUGAUCAAGUAUACUGCUCAGACUACGAUAAGGAAGAUGGGACCAAGCCGCCGCCAAAUCCGUUCCAAAGGACAUUACAAGAUUUAGAAAGAGAGACGGUGAAGAAAGAGGGGGUGAAUAAUACGCUGGGGCAAGAAAAGAAGGCUACUUUGGAUGUCCAGGCAUUCAAGAAGUUGUUGCUGACUGGGAAGGUUGACAUCCCUGAGUCUGAGACGGCACAACAGCAACAGGGGCCGGGAAUGCCACCGCGUAACCUGGCCAGUCAUGAUACAACACUGUCGAUUGCCCACGACUCACCACGGGCUUCGCUCGAGGGGACAGGAGAGGGGGAUGAGCGCCGGGGUCUCGUCAGCCAGUCACCCGUACCACAGCCCCACCCGACACCAACCGCACCGCCGAAAAAGAAGCCCCCUCCCCCGAGCUCACGACAUGGGAGGUUAAUACGUCCUGGGACAGAAUCAGAACCAUCGCCGACUGGACCGGAGUCUACCCUUGGGACAGUUAAAUCUCCCCCGCGCCCACGACUCGGUACCUCGGCGGGGCCAGACGUCUACGUCAACAAGUCCCCGCUGCCGCCACCAAAGCGCUCUCCUGCUGAGGAGGAAUCAGAGAGCGCGUACAACCGGCGGGCUGCCGGGAAGGUACCUGAACCGGUUGUCGAAGGCGGCCUGGGUAUUACGCAGAUUACGCAGAGCCCAGCUCCGGCUACACCCAGUCCUGGGGUGCCAACGUCGCUAUCGCAUCAACAAACGCAGGCCCUGAAUACGAGCUCCAACGCGAAGAAGCCCGCUCCUCCUCCACGCCGACAACCGGGACAUUCUCGCUCAGAAAGCCGUACCACAUCAACGUUGCCCAUCUCACCUACCACACUCGUACCAGGGCCGCAGGCUCAGCAGCAGGAUGAUGCCGGCGACAGUCUACGCCGCGCAUCAAUGGACUCCAUCCUCUCACGCUCGUCCAGUCUACGCGUGAGUGUCAGCGGCGCAGCACCGCCUGCCCCGCCUCCACCUCGGAGAGCGAGUCACGUCCCAAAGGGGUCGGUAUCUCUCUCCGUACCCGGGACUGCCCCAGGCGCCGGGCUAGAUGGCACAGCAGAUGCUCCGCUAACACCCGGAGGACUGGCCGAGGCCCCAUCCAUCGUCGCCGGUUUAAACACCAACCUCGCUCCUGUAGGAGUCCCCCCUCGGCCGCCGUCAAGACAACAACACCUCCGUGCCCCGAGCAUAGCCAUCAGCCCUACUUCUACCAUCACCAACAACGGAAAAUCGGCUCCUACGCCACCGCCUCCCCCUCCGACGAGGCAUUCCUCGGUGAGGGCCAAACGCCCGGGGAGUAGUAGCUCCAAUGCUGCGACCCCCGGUCCACAGGUGACAGAGAGGAAGGGAAGUACAGCAGGAUUGCCGAUGACCCCGCCACCUCCCCCACCACCGCCGUCGAGGAGGAGAGGGACCGCCUUGGGGUCUGUGUCGUCAAUUGGGGGAAUGGUUUCUCCGACGUCGGGGAUUGCACUUACGCCGAAGACACCGCCUGGUGCCGUGCCGGGAGCAACGACGACACCUCCGACGGGUGCUGCGACCGGCGUCCCGGGAGCGGGUACGACAGGGGUGAACGGUGUCGCGGUGGAGGAGGCCAGUUCGAGGUUAGCUGUUUCAACAGCACGAGGUGAAGUAGAAACGGGCAGCGUGGAUUUUGAAGUGCCGGAGUCGGUUGCGGGGGAUUUGCUGGCAGAUUUGAGUGAGUUGCAGAGGGAGGUUGAUGCGUUGAGGGGGAAGUUGGGGACUUGA
This is a messenger RNA of Thermochaetoides thermophila DSM 1495, 2271 nucleotides long. RefSeq lists its product as uncharacterized. NCBI's taxonomy places the organism in Eukaryota, Fungi, Ascomycota, Sordariomycetes, Sordariales, Chaetomiaceae. The transcript has a single exon. The record is from RefSeq and is a predicted model, not a curated record. The coding region runs from base 1 to 2271 and encodes 756 amino acids.